This is a messenger RNA of Xenopus laevis (African clawed frog), 4776 nucleotides long. It is a transcript of the gene dgcr2.S, whose product is annotated as DiGeorge syndrome critical region gene 2 S homeolog. The record is from RefSeq and is a predicted model, not a curated record. NCBI's taxonomy places the organism in Eukaryota, Metazoa, Chordata, Amphibia, Anura, Pipidae. The transcript has 11 exons. Gene Ontology annotation, cellular component: membrane. Gene Ontology annotation, molecular function: carbohydrate binding. Bases 376 to 2058 code for a protein of 560 amino acids.
UGCUAAAAGUUCAUUUAAAGGUGAACAAUCACAUCAGCCUAGAAUCACCGCUUUCCCACGUGACGUUAUCAGCGGUACGAACUUCCGUGUCGCUCACUUCCUUUUUCACGGACUAAUCGGUACAGCCCUCCUUCUGCUCUCUGAUUGGCUAUGGAGCGUCCUGUUUGUUGUGAGGGGGACGGAGGUCGCCAUCUUGUUCUCGGCGCUAACUGAGGCUGGCUGCCAACCGGUACCGGAAUCCUAGAGCUGAAACAUGUCCCUGGAGACCUAAUAUUUGCGUUAUUUGUAGAGAGCGUCAAAGCUCAUCCCAGUUUUUCACCACUCCGGCAAAGUGCCCGGUUUUCGCGUCUGCGGGUGAGGAUGAACGGAGGAUAAAUGGUGCCCAAACCGGACAGCGGCACCUUCCUUCUCCUUUUUUUGCUUGUACUUACACUGACUGAGCCGCUGCGGCCAGGUCCAGGAAUAGUUCUGGCAAGACUGCAAUCAGAGCUGCGCUGCACACCAGGGCAGUUUGCGUGCCACAGUGGUACCAUACAGUGUAUCCCCCUUCACUGGCAGUGUGAUGGAUGGCCAGCAUGUGAAGAUGAGAGUGAUGAGGUCAACUGUCCAGGUCUGGCUGGAGACCAGCGAACAUUUCAUGGAAAGGAGAGUGUGGACACACGUUUUAACAGAGGUCGGAAUGGGGAAACCCCUCGAUUUCAUACAGUGAACUUUGCCCAGCCUGUCCGUUUCAGCAGUUUCCUAGGAAAAUGUCCAUCAGGAUGGCAUCAUUAUGAAGGAACAGCCAGCUGUUAUAAGGUAUACUCAUCAGGAGAAAAUUACUGGGAUGCUGUACAAAUAUGUCAGAAGGUAAAUGGGUCUCUGGCAACCUUCACUACAGACCAGGAGCUGAAAUUCAUUUUGGCCCAAGAGUGGGACGUGGCGGAAAGACCAUUUGGAAGGAAGGAUCAGCUGAGAUUGUGGGUUGGCUACCAGUUUGUUAUUACCAGCAGGAACCAUUCUAUGGAGGGUCAUUGGGAAGUAGCAUAUAAAGGAUCUGCUGAGGUUUUCUUGCCCCCCGUGCCCAUCUUUGGAACAGCCGACAAUGAGAAUAUCUUGUGCGCCCAGUUGCAGUGCUUUAAUUUGCCAUCUUUGAGAAAUCUUGGUCUGCACAGCUGGUUUGCAGAAAACUGCUAUGAAAAGUCAUCCUUCCUCUGCAAGCGAAGCCAGACAUGUGUUGAUAUCAAGGACAACAUUGUUGAUGAAGGCUACUACUUUACACCUAAGGGAGAUGACCCGUGCUUGAGCUGCACUUGCCACAAUGGUGAGCCAGAAAUGUGUGUUGCUGCUCUUUGUGAAAGACCUCAGGGCUGUCAGCAAUUUCGCAAGGACCCCAAGGAAUGCUGCAAAUUUACCUGCCUUGAUCCAGAUGGAAGCAGCCUUUUUGACUCUAUGGCCAGUGGUAUGCGCUUGAUUGUGAGCUGUAUCUCCUCUUUCCUCAUUCUGUCUCUUCUGCUCUUCAUGGUUCAUCGUCUAAGACAGAGACGCAGGGAACGUAUUGAGUCCUUAAUAGGAGCCAACUUGCACCACUUUAGUCUUGGCCGCAGAAUGCCAGGCUUUGACUAUGGACCUGAUGGUUUUGGAACAGGCCUGACACCACUUCAUCUUUCAGAUGAUGGAGAGGGUGGGGCAUUUCACUUCCAUGAGCCACCUCCACCUUAUACAGCUUACAAAUACUCUGAUAUCCAGCAUCCAGAUGAUCCGCCCCCACCCUACGAAGCAUCCAUUAGUCCUGAUAUUAUACUGUGCUCAAGUCCAGAUCAAGCGAUUCAUCAAGCUGCUGUCCUGGACCAGUUGUCAACUGCAAGCAGCAGCAAUACAUCCACCCCUCAAACAACAGAAGGGCCUUUGCCCCCAGCAGUGCCAUGUCUUGCCCAAUCUCAAAGUGACAACACAAGCUCUGGGGAUGUCAGUAGUACUUUGCUGAUGUCCCCCAAAAGCCUGCAGAGUGAAGCCUUCACUAGCGAAACUCAAUCUGGACAUUCACCUAGCAAUUGUUCUCUCAACACCGUUGUUUAAAACAGCUUACAAACAGUUGCCAGCUGUGCUUAGUUUAGGGGGAUUUGGGGGAUUUUUUCUUUCUUCUUAACCCCUUUGCUACCUAAGAUCUCCGCCUCAUUUUGCAAAGCUCCACCGGCAGCUCAGGUGUUAAACAGGCUAUUAAGCCUUGUCUUGAAAUCAGAGCGAUCUAUCAUGUAAAUAUUACAUUUCAAAAGCUGCACUUUCUUCAUUCCCCCAUGAGAGUUUUAGAGAGUGGGAAGAACAAGGCGUACUCACCUCUACAUUUUUAUAUAUAAUGUGGGACUGGAUUUUACUUUUUCUUGGAUUACAUAACUUGCAAUAAUCAUGCAAGAUCCUUAACCACAGAACUCCAGCACAGAGUAUGAAGCAGUGGAAAUGCACUAGAAAUGUAAGAACAUUGUUUUUCAGUGGGGAAAAUGGACACAUUUGGCUGCUAUCUGACCUCUGGCAGUCGUGAAUACAAACUCUGCGUUUUUCUCUGAACACGUUUAUUGUGAGGUUGUUGGUAUGUGAGUGGUGAGUGGAUGGUUAUCCUUUUGCAGUGUGUAGAUAAUCUCUACAGUCGGGACCAGAUGUUAAGAUAUUUCUUUUCUGCCCAAAAGAUCCCAACUCCACCAUUUUAGGUGCGGCCAUUUUAGAAUUAAACUUGGUGUUUCUCCAAAUGUCAAUCUUAGUCCAGGGGAUCACCAGCUGGGAACUUUAUAAAUGAUUCUUCCUUGAAUUGAUUAACGUUUUGGUCCUAACCUGGGACUUUUAUCAAGUAUCUCCUGUCAUAUUUCAAUGCUGGACUUUCUGGGGAAUAUGUUCUAGGAAGGUGCAUUUUGGAGAUGCAGCACACAGAACAUGCAUGUGAGAGUUAAUGUAAACAUAACAUGCUCAGUAUGAGCUGUUGGUGCUGGUGUAAUCUCCUUUGCUUAUGUUGCCAUUUUGAAUGCCCUGCAUCACCUAUGUUUGCCCAUGAUUUUUUUAAAUAUAAAAAACAAUUCAUUUACGGUUUAGUGAUGAAAUCAAAUGAAAUAAGCUUUGUGAGCAUGGCUCAGGUUGGCGGAUUUUUUUUUUUUUUAAAAAAAAAAGUAAAGCAUUAAAAGUUUGGAAAUUCUUUUUAUGUAAUAUAUUACAUUCAAGUACUAUAGAAAUCCAAAAUGAAGAUAAACUUGUUGAUAUUGGAUAAAUGCAAAUCCCAAUUUAUUUUGUCAAGGUUUUCUUUGCUUAUUUUUUCGAAAAUGAAAAAUUAGAGCAGUAUUUGGGGCUCACGUUAUUUGGCAUUACUACUUUUUUGCUACUGUUUCUGUUUAUGGCUGAGCUGUGUAAAAAAAAUUGAAGAUCAUUAGAUGCAUCAAAACAGAUUUUUUUUUUUUUUUUAAAGCUUCAUGAUCUUUGGGAUUGGUUUACUUUCUGAACAAGCAGAGCUCCAGGUCGCCAACUUCUGGAUGUUCGUGUAGUCUGCGGUCUUAAUGCAGGUUUGCACAAGCAAAUCGCAGUUGAAGCUGAUUCUGGACUUGGCCCAACUGAGCAUGCUCCGGCAGGCUUCGCAACAGCGACGGGACCUGAAGACUACAUGAAGAUCCAGAAGUUGACGACCGGGAGCUCCGCUACGCUUCUCUGCAGAAUUUUUUAAAGGGUUUUUUUUUUUUUUAAAACGAAAGCACAUCGCGUAGUGGGGAGGGGGGCAAUGCAUGUAAGAUUAGGGGGGAGGCUUUUGGUAGGGGGGGUUUUAGUUCUCUUUUAAUGCUUAAGACUGAAAGCUCGCAAAAAUAUUGAAAUCAAAGGAGUAGUUAAUGGAUGCCAAUUGAUGUUGUCUAUGUACAAUCCAGUACAGUGCAGCCUGAUUAUUGUGACUAAGCAUCUCCAUUGCUAUUGGAAAGUUGACAUUAUUUAGGAUAUCUGACUGAAAAACAGGCAUUUUUUUUAAAUACUGCCUCUUGGUGACCAGGUGCCCAUUCUCCUUUUGAUUUGUGGAUUUUUUUGAGCAGAGUCCAACAAAAAACAUAACUGUAAUGGAAAACUGGCCCACGCAAAGAAAGACGUUUAACAACUCAACUACUACAAAACUUAUGAAACUGUGUUUAAACUGUGUUUAAAGAUCCAUAAAAUAAUCAUGUAGCAUUCUUCUUGGUGUAAUGUAUUCAGACAAUCCAGAACAGCACGUUGGCAUUUACGUAAAAUCCAUGGGGGGGCAAGCCGAUUAGUUAGGGAAACGGUUAUCACCACUUUUUUAGUCACCUUUUAUAGCCAGACUGGUUAGUGUCAUCUUGGAAAAUUAUGGUAUCAAUUUCAAUGAGUUCAAAUGCUUCACUUUGGUGCCACUUGUGCAGAUUCAGAAAUGUAGGCCUCCAGUUAUAUAGAUUUUAUUUGCUGCAAGAGCUCAAGCUCAAGACUACGGUUCUAAACUAGCUUGUCCUGUGAAUGUGUAGGCUGCUAAAUUGGGUCCAUUGUUUAGUGUUUCUUAGAGAUAUGUUGAUUAUACGUAAAGCGUGGACAUUUCAAUUACCAAACUUUUUUAAUAAAUUCUAUAUAGGAGGUCUUCAUGUGGCAGUUAAGUUGAUGUCUAUAACACAAGCAGGUGUAAUCAGGUUAUAGGGCUCUUGCACCACAACAAUAUCUGUCCCAGUUUGAAGUGCAAUAUGACCACUUUCAUUUCAAGUUUCAAUCUUCUUUUCUGCAUUUUUUCGGUAGGCUGUAUCACCACUGUACAACCUUUUUUUUUUUUUUUCU